AUGCAGUGCUCCUUUCCCACCACCCAGGCAGUGGUCAAUUCCAUGCGUCAACAGGUCCUUACUGUUGAGGAUCGCAAGCUCAUCUUGGACAGGCAAGGCGCCCUGUGGGCAGAUGAUGAAAUUGCGUGGCACUUAGCCAACAUCCAGCGGCUCUGUGCACCAUGCCUUGAGCUCACCGUGAUUGACCCCCUGUUGGUCUUUGGUUGGGUUCAUGUUGGGUUUGACAAUUUCCAUGAUUGGCUUCGGCAACAUUGCCCAAAACCGUGUAGCAUUGCCACUGUAGUGUAUGCCAACCAACAUUGGAUCCCAGUCUUUUUGAAGCCUAUGAAUGGAACCUUGUUUGCUCACACGUGGGAUUCCCAACAAGCAGACCAUGGAUGUUUGGAUGCCCUCUUUGCCCACCUGGCAGGUCACUUUGGCUUGCGUGAUCACCAACACAUCCGCCUUGUCCGUAUGUUUGACAUGGAUGAGGGGUGUGGUGCUAUGGCCAUUGCAUUCCUGGCCCACACGGCAUUGAAUCGCAUGCUCCCCAACACCCCAUAUGAAGUUGAACAAGAGUUGGCUGCCUUUCUCAUUCAACAAGGUGUUCCCGUUGAGCAAUCAGCCAAUCGAGCCAAGUCUGCUCUACAGGCCAUUGGUGCUGCACCCAUUGCAGAAGCACUGCAGUCGCGCAUUCCUUGGAAGCAAUUGAAAACUUUGGGGAACCAAGUCAAGUACCAGUUCCUGUUGCCCAGUGAGUUGAAAGCCAAAAUUGCAGGUGUUGCUGGCAAGACAGCCAUUGGACGCCCCAAAGGAGGCAAGAAAAGCAAACGGGUCCCACAGGAAGAGGCGGCAGUGAUAAAUGAGUACUUGGCUUGGGGUGAUGUUUGGUCAAUUGCCGAGACCCACUUAUCCACUAGGUCAGUGCCAACAGGUUGGGACCCUGACAUUGCCAGAUCAGGGCGUGCCAUGGUGAGUGCAGGCCAAGAAACUGCCCAAUACCGCCAGAUGUGGGCUGUGAUUGAGGAAACAGCCUCUCGUGCGAGCCCUGUGCCAAUUGACAAAGCAUCCAGAGGCCGAGCUCAGACAUUGAAACCACGGAAAGUUGUGGGACAUGCCCAUGCUCCUCUCCGGGCCCCAAGAGCUGGUGAUGUGCAGCCUUCCUACUUUGGAAUUUCCCUGAAACAUGCUCAUUGGUAUCGACAGGUGAGACGCCUGCAGGCUUUUGUCAGGUUUGUGAAGGUUAGGAGACCCACAGCUGACCCGUCCCAUGCGGGCUCCACUUGGGGUGCCAUUAAACGUGCCAAGGGUUUUGAACCAAGUUUUGCAGACUGGUGGAGACACAGCACCACUCGUGUCCAUGGAGCCCCUGCUGAGCUUCCUGAGCAUCCACCUGACCAUGGUGUUGCCCAAACCAUCUAUGAUACCUGCCUACUGGCCUUGCGCAAACUUGAACUUGAUUUGAGGCGAUCGAGCCGGGCCCAUGCCAAAGCACGACGUCUGGCUAACCCCCAGCUCAUUUUCCAGGACAUUCGUGUUCCUGGCCCUGAAAGCCUUGAUUUGCUGAUUUGCCCAACCCAGGCGAAGGUCAUUCAUGUAGAUGCUGACAUGGGUUGCAUCCAAGUUGAUGCGUCUCGAGCGUGGGACUUGACCCACCCAGUAUAUGUUGAUGGUCAUCCUUAUGAUGUGGUACACCAUGAAGAGGAUUGGCUCUGGCUGGACCCGAUGAAUCAACUGUCCAUUGGGAAUGUUUGCACACAGGUGAAAUUCACUGGUGCUUUGGAAGACCUUUUUGCUGAAUUCCAAACCACCUGGUCCAAACGUUGGGACCGCCAUAAGCAUGUCCCAGAGUCUCAAUGGAAUGACAUCUUCCAGUUUGCCCAGAAGUUUGCACGACCCAUCCAGUGUGUCUCAGGUCCGAUGACUGAAGCUGAUGUACGCGCUGAACUGCGACGUAAGAAGACCCGCACUGCCAAAGGUCUUGAUGGGGUUAGUUUGGCUGAUUUGAAGCAUAUGCCCUCUGGGGUCAUCCAAAGCUAUUGCCGCUUCUUUGAACAUGCUGAACUUUGUGGUUGUUGGCCCCGUCAACUUGCUGUAGGUCAUGUCUGGUCCAGCAUCCUGCUUGCCAUCGAAGAGGCCAACGAAUGUGCCAUCCCCCAAGCGGGAGUUGUCUGCGACAUUGAGAAGGCAUUUAAUUGCCUUAGCCGCACUGUUGUGUUUGCAAUUGCCACCCUCUUGCAGAUGCCAAUGAAUGUGCUGACAGGGUGGGCAGGUAUGCUUACUCAGGUCUCCAGCAUUGCGGAUUGGCAGGGCCCUUGGAUGCAAAGUCCGCCUCUGGUGUGA
Molecule: messenger RNA, 2322 nt
Organism: Cladocopium goreaui
Lineage: Eukaryota; Dinophyceae; Suessiales; Symbiodiniaceae
Source: the annotation of a GenBank genome assembly